Molecule: messenger RNA, 7458 nt
Organism: Exaiptasia diaphana
Lineage: Eukaryota; Metazoa; Cnidaria; Anthozoa; Actiniaria; Aiptasiidae
Product: dnaJ homolog subfamily C member 13-like
Exons: 72
Biological process (GO): endosome organization; receptor-mediated endocytosis; regulation of early endosome to late endosome transport
Cellular component (GO): endosome membrane
Source: RefSeq, a predicted model, not a curated record
AUGGCCGCCAUGGCGGAACUGGAACAGCACUAUGGAGUUAGCAAAUUUUCAUAACUCAAAUCUUGAAAGUCUUUAGUACUUUCCUUUUUCAAUAAAACCAGAUCAUAAUGGCGAACGUUUGGGGCAAUGAAGAUCUGGCUUGUUAUUUUACAACCAAGCAUUCUUGGAGGGGGAAGUACAAGCGUAUAUUUUCUGUUGGAACCAAAGCAAUAACAACUUACAAUCCGUCGAACUUGGAGGUGACAAAUCAGUGGGCCUAUUCAGACUUUUUAAGUGUAGCACCAAGUGUUAAGGCCUACAAUGAGCUCAUCAUCACCAUGAAAAAAGGAACUGGUGGCAAAAAGACACACAGUAUGACUUUCUCUACUGAACACAGAGCAGAUUUAAUUACAGAAACUCUGAGAUUCCGUCAAAAUUUUGCUGAUUACAAGUCUAGUAGUGAAGUGAAGUUCAAUGCCUAUAAGUACCACUGGAGUGAUAACAGGGUUCCAGUUGUUCUAGUGGUUACUGCAUGUUCUUUAGACCAAGUUGAUAGUCGUACACAAAAGAAACUUUGCUCAUAUGACUACAAGGACAUCGAAGGAAUAGCGAUGGUAUCUGAUUACCCAGGAGGUUUUGUGAUACUUUAUGGUGGAUUCAGUAGAUUGCAUAUGUUUGCUACUGAAAAGCGUGAUGAAUUAAUAAAGAAAAUGUCAGAAUUCAGUAUGGCCUAUGUGGGAGUCAUCUUAAAACAAAGACCAAAACCUAUCAAAUUUGAACAAUAUCAUAAACACAGAUUUGGAAAAUACAGUGAAGAUGAACAUGUAACCUCUAUAGCAGAAUUCAAAGUCCAUAAAAUCACUAAUCGAAAUCCAGAUCCAGUGGCACGCACCCUGUGCUUGUCAGAAACUUGUUUUGUAGAAAGAGAUCCAGCAACAUACUGUAUAGUAACAUGUCAACCUUUAAGUGAAGUUUUUACAAUUAUAAGAUACAUAGAAAACCCACAAUUAUUAUCAAUAGAACUUGUUAAAGGUGGAAUGAAAACCUACACUUCUACAGACAGGGAUUCUUUAUUAGCAAGCCUAUUAGAUGGCGUCAGAGCAAGUGGUAACCGAGAUGUUUGUGUUAAAAUGACACCCACUAAAAGAGGUUUUCGUCUAGGUCCAUAUAUCUCACCAGUUGAUGAAGAAGUAGAAAGUCACCAUCUUAGAUUUUUAGCUGUACCUCCAGGAACAUUUUCUGAAGCUGUUGACAGGUUUAAUUGCAAUAUUCCUUACAAUGGGCUUCUACAUGCUGUUUCUCAAGAUGGUUUCUUUGCAGAGAACAAAGAGCGGCUUAUCACUGGUGCUAUUUCAGCUUUGAUUGAGAAAGAAGGUGAUCAAAACACAGUUUCUCUAGAAGAAUUAGAAGCACAAUUCCAUGCACUCAGAAGAUUAGUGGCGUCAAAGGCUGGCUUUGAUUGUUUUACUACUCUUCCUAAAUUCCGAGAUAAACUUGGUAUUAAAGUAGUAAAAGCCUUAAAGAGGAAUGAUGAUGGAGUAAAUCAUGCAGCCAUUGACAUGCUGUGUGCUCUAAUGCAGCCUAUGCACGAUAACUAUGAUCUACGACAAGAACAACUCAACAAAUCUUCUUUACUUUCAUCAAGAAAGUUUCUUGCUACAAUUCUAGAGAUCUUCAGCACCCAUGUAAAUCGCAGCACCGGUGCUUUGGUGAUUACAGCUUUACUGGAYUUUCUCACUUUUGCUCUUUGCCCACCAUACAGUGAAACAACUGAAGGCAAUCAGUUUGACACAUUGNAAGAAUUAGUAAUUCAUCAUUAUGAUCUUUUCUUAUAGCAUCCUUCAAUGGCCAUUGUCAAAGGUGCUGGGAUGGUUAUGAAGGCUGUCAUUGAGGAAGGAGAUGCAGAAAUUGCUGCUAAAAUGCAAGAUCUUGCUUUAGCAGAAGGAGCUCUCCCUCGCCAUCUUCACACAGCAAUGUUUACUCAGAGUAAUGACAGCAGACUACUUGCUAAUAGACAGUUAAGCAGACAUCUUGUAGCUUUGUGGAUUACUGGUCAUCCAACAGCUAUGGCUUURAUGAAGAGAAUCAUGCCRCUUGGGCUACUGAACUACUUGGAUAGUGAAGAAAAGAUUCCAGAAUCAGAAAUCGACAAACUUCAUGUCAGAGACAAUGUAAAAUUAGCAGAGGAUUCAUCAAAGAGCAAAAAGYCUCUGUACAUGAUUCAGCUUGACACAGUUCUAACUCACUGGAGAACCAAGAUUGGACUCAAGUCWAAAGAUAAUAACAUGAAGCCUGUAAUAUUGAGAAAGAGAAGGCAGAGAAUUAAAAGUGAUGCAAACUGGGAUCUAUUUUAUUACAAGUUUAAUCAAGAUCACUCCAUGCCAAGUCUCAUUUGGAAUUUUAAGACAAGAGAAGAGCUUCGAGAAUCUUUGGAAUCUGAAAUGCGAGCAUUCAUUAUGGAUAAGGACCUUGGUGGUAAUUUUACCAUUUCAUGGAACCACCAAGAGUUUGAAGUACGUUAUGAAUGUCUAAGUGAGGAAAUCAAAAUUGGUGAUUACUACUUACGUCUCCUUCUUGAAGAUGAAGAAGAAAACAUCAACAUCACAAACUCGUUGGAGUUUUUCAAUGAUCUUUAUCACCGCUUUUUGCUGACGACAAAGCCUAUUAUGAAAGCCAUGUGUCUACAGGCAAUGACGAAAGUCUACAGCAAAUGUUAUCAAGAAAUUGGUGCAUUUAAUGAUACUCGUUACAUUAUCGGCAUGUUAGAAAAGGCAACWGACAAGCUUGAAAGAGAUCGUCUUUUGAUGUUUGUAAAUGCUCUUAUCAAGAACAAACGCAAUGUGAAAGAUCUUCUUGAUGUUAAUGGUGUUAGAGUCUUAGUUGAUUUGCUCACAUUAGCUCACUUGCACACCACAAGAGCCACAGUUCCUCUUCAGACUGCAAUGAUUGAAGCAUCAGCUGAUACUGUGUUUGAUGGUGAGAAAGAAUGGUAUUAUGGUAACAAAGAGAAAGAAAGACUUGGACCCUUCAACUUCCCUGAGAUGAAACAAAUGUGGGCUGAAGGAAUWCUCCGUCCAGAAACCAAGUGUUGGGCCCAAGGAAUGGACGGCUGGAGACCACUGCAUACUAUUCCACAGUUAAAAUGGUGUCUACUAGCCACAGGGAACCCAGUCCUUAAUGAAUCUGACAUGUGUGUUUUGGUUCUUAACAUGUUAAUAAGAAUGUCCGAGUUCUAUCCAAACAGGGAUCCAGAUGGUGCCAUUGUAAGACCGUUACCCAGAGYCAAGAGAAUGUUGUCUGAUGCAACAUGUCUGCCUCACAUUGUCCAGUUGCUGUUGACGUUUGAUCCCAUCAUUGUGGAGAAAGUGUCUGUUCUAUUGAUAGAAGUGAUGGUUGAUAAUCCAAUCCUUCCUCGUCUGUACCUGACUGGUGUGUUCUUCUUCAUCAUGAUGUACACAGGAUCCAAUGUCAUUCCUAUUGUCAGGUUUCUKCAAGAAUCUCAUAUCAAACAAGCAUUCAGAUCAGAAGAGAAUGAGAAACCAGAACUUGUACAGCGAAGYAUACUUGGGAACAUAUUACCAGAAGCUAUGGUGUGCUAUCUGGAAAACUAUGGUCCAGAGAAAUUCUCUGAGAUAUUUCUAGGAGAGUUUGACUCACCAGAAGCCAUCUGGAAUGCUGAGAUGAGACGUAUGAUGAUUGAGAAGAUUGCUUCUCAUUUGGCUGACUUUACUCCUCGACUUAGCAGCAAUACACGUGCGCUUUAUCAGUACUGUCCCAUCCCAGUCAUCAGCUAYCCUCAACUAGUAGACGAACUCUUCUGUAACAUUUACUACUUACGUCAUUUGUGCAACACAGAGAAGUUUCCUGACUGGCCAAUYAAAGACCCUAUACGAUUAUUGAAAGACAUCCUUGAAGCUUGGAAAAAAGAAGUGGAGAAGAAACCUCCAAAUCUAUCUGUAGAGGAAGCUUACGAGGUUUUAAAACUGAAGAAAGAUGCCUCAGGGACUGUCGAUGAAGCCAAAUUGAGGAAAGCAUAUUUCAAACUCGCUCAAAAAUACCAUCCCGACAAGAACCCAGAAGGAAGGGAUAUCUUCGAGAAAGUUAACAAAGCGUACGAGUUCCUGUGUUCUAAGUCUGCACGAAGAGUAGAUGGACCUGAUCCCCAGAACAUUGUACUUAUAUUGAAGGCACAAUCUAUACUUUUUAAGAGAUACAAAGAUGAGCUUCAGCCAUACAAGUACUCUGGCUAUCCAAUGCUUAUCAAGACGAUACGYAUGGAAACCAAAGACUCUGGCUUGUUUUCAAAGUCAGCUCCUCUUCUUACUGCGGCCAGUGAAUUAGCAUAUCACACAAUMAACUGCUCUGCACUGAAUGCUGAGGAACUACGUAGAGAAAGCGGCCUCGAGGCAUUGGUAGAAGCCUAUGUUCGCUGUGUUGAUGUCAUUUCGUCAUCUACCAAACAAGAGGAGAUACAAGUCCAGGUGUGCACGCACAUCACAAAGUGUUUUGCCGUGGCUGCGCAAUUCGAGGCAUGUAGAGAGAAAAUCACCGAAAUGCCAGUCAUCAUUAACGAUUUAUGUCGUAUUCUCUACUUCAAGAACUUGCCCCARCUGUGUUCAGUGGCUGCUGAGUGUGUCAGUGCUUUCAGUGUUGACUUCUGGCUGCAGACACAAAUGUUACAAGCAGGAGCUUUGUGGCAUCUUCUCUUGUAUCUCUUCAAAUACGAUUACACCUUGGAAGAGAGUGGAGUUGAAAAGAAAACAGAAACAAACCAACAGGAAGUUGCUAAUAAUUUGGCUCGUCUGUGUAUGAAUGCACUGGCCAGACUUGGAGGAUAUCUACCUGAUGAGAAUGCGACCCCAGAGAAUCCAGCUAUCAGGAAAUCAYUAUCUGCUAUGYUGACACCGUAUUUAGCAAGRCAGUUAUCCAACGACACGCCUAAAGAUUUACUCAAAGUACUGAACAGCAACACAGAGAAYCCUUACCUUAUAUGGGACAAUGGGACGAGAGCUGAACUCAUUGAUUUCCUUGAGAGACAGCAGCACAGCAAUAUCACUGGUGCCCAAGGAGACGCUUCAUUUGGYGCCGAGUUUGUAUUCGAUAUUUUCUCUCGUGAACUUAUUGUUGGCGAAGUCUUUGUUCGCAUUUACAACGAACARCCCACCUUUGCACUMGAGGCACCGCAAAAGUUUGUGGUCGAUCUUGUAAAUUACUUAGGAUCAGAAGCACAGUAUCUACACUCUUUGAUGGCGCUUACUGCCUCUGAACUUGAUGCYAAAGCUAAUAAAGAACGUUUGUCGUACGCUGGUAUGGCGCUKGAAGCUCUUCGUAAUGUUAUCAAGAACAAUCCAGGGUCAGAAGCCCAGUGUAUUGGUCAUUUUAAGUUGAUCUUCUCUUUGCUGAGAAUGACGUCGGCAACUAAACUCCAAGAGUGUGCACUAGAGGUGAUAUCCAGUGUCACAGCUAACAAGAAUUGUGUCAAUAAUAUCGCUGACUCAGAAAUCCUUGGUUUCCUUCUCCUUACUUUGCACACAUUGCCUUCAAGUCGUCUUCUUUGCGUGGACACACUUCAUGCGCUUUGCUCGAAUACAAAAAUUGUCAAAGAGGCCAUGUACAAAGGUGCGUUAAUCUACCUCCUUGAUCUAUUCUGUAAUGGAAGCAACCCUAACGUACGCGAACGAUCAGUGGAGCUAUUUGCUAAAAUGAUGUCUGAUAAGUURAUUGGUCCUCGUGUGAAGAUCAUCUUGGCUAAGUUUUUACCAUCGAUAUUCAUGGAUGCCAUGAGGGAUAAUGCCGAGGCGAGUGUUCAUAUGUUUGAAGCAAUUCAUGAAAACCCUGAGUUAAUCUGGAAUAAUGAAGCAAGAGAGAAAAUAUGCUCUGUCGUUAAAGAGCUGGAAGACAGGCAUUAUCAUCAGCAAAGGGAGAAUCUCGAUAUUCAGUGGAAACUUCCUGAGGAUUUCUCGGUUCGAUUUACCGACACUGAAGGAGAGCUCACUAUUGGUGGUGUUUAUAUUCGAUUGUUUAUACAACAACCAGCUUGGGUUCUUCGAAAUCCCAAAGACUUUAUGCACGCACUUCUUGACAAAUUUAUCGAACUAAUCACAAAGUCAAACACUAACGCUGAUAACGAAGUUCUCGAGACCAUCACUCAAGCCGUUCUUUGUUUAUUUACUGCACAAGUAGCUUUAGCUGACCAGAUCCCUGGCCUUGGUCAUAUUCCUGCUAUAUUCAAGAGCAUGGAUUCUCAGAACACUGCAAUYCCCAAGUCAUCGAUGCAAGUUAUUCAUGUCUUAACUAAUAGCGAGAUCUGUGUUCGUAGUAUGGCAGCAACUAACGAUGGCAUUAGUUACAUGAUAAAAGGCAUGGAAUCACGACCUGACAUAACUGGUUUGGCUUGUGAAGCACUACACAACAUGUUCACCAAGAACCAUACUGAACUCGUUGCACAGGCUGUCAAGUUUGAGCUUGUACAAUAUUUGUUGGGUAUUCUAGACAGCCCUCUGAAGACAGUCGAAAACCCUGCAGGAACGAAAGCGCAGGUCGUMAUGGCAUUGAAGUCAAUGCUGAAAGAUUUGGCGCACGGUGAAGAGGUGAAUAAGAUCCUCGAGGCUUCAUCGGUCUGGUCUUCAUAUCGAGAUCAGAAACACGAUCUUUUCAUAUCAGAUCGACCUAUAGCUGGCUACCUGACAGGAUCGGUUGGAACUGCUGGUUAUCUUACGAUGGGAUCUAGUAAUCCUUCAAAUAUGACCACUGCUCCACCGCCUGUACUAAACAAAAAUGUCAACGGAACCUCCUGACGUCACGUUGCCUUAGAGACUGUUGCUGUGGARAUAUAGUGAUUUACAAAUAGAAAUGAUAUUUUGAUAUUCAGCAGGUAUUGAAUAAAUUAAGAAUUUUUAGCAAAAACAUAGAUAAUAUUUAUCCAAUUGUUAUUGGUUGAUAUUACAUUAAAGGCUAAAGAUGUCCUCUGUAUGUGACAUCUAAGAAUUUGAAUCUGAAAAACAGUUCCUUCCAUUUAUUCAAACAAAAUGUUAAUGAAAUGUAUAAAGACACGAAUAACAAAUACAAUUAUAUAGUUUUCAAGAAAAAACAUCUUUUGUUAAGAUUUUGUUUAAAUUUAAAUAUAAAAAUGUACAAUUUAGAAGUCGAUUUUUAGACUCGUGGUUUCGUGGGUGUAUGGAAACGUCUCGAUUUGAAAAGUGAAGGGUUUUCUCGAGUUACCCAGUUUAUCAGGCUGAUUUGUUUUGUUCAGUUCAGCAGGCUCACUCCAUAUGAMCAGCUGCAACUGAGGUAGAAUUCAAAGUAGUAUCUAUUCUGUAUGCAUGGGCAGUUCUGUCGAAUUAUUUUAUUUCUUGARUGACCUGAGUUCUAAUCGUACGGAACGGUGAAAUUUCUUAGCCUCUGGUAAUUUCUUCGGUAACUGAUAUGGUAUAUUUUGUAAGAAUGCAUUUUAAUAACAAAUAAAAGUUUUAUUACAUA